Messenger RNA from Teleopsis dalmanni, 6002 nucleotides. Its product is annotated as mucin-17. Gene Ontology annotation, biological process: protein dephosphorylation. Gene Ontology annotation, molecular function: protein tyrosine phosphatase activity. The transcript has 7 exons. The record is from RefSeq and is a predicted model, not a curated record. NCBI's taxonomy places the organism in Eukaryota, Metazoa, Arthropoda, Insecta, Diptera, Diopsidae. The coding region runs from base 636 to 5330 and encodes 1564 amino acids.
UUUAUGUAUCGAUAAUUUUUUAUUGUCUGCAAUUAAUAUUUUGAGAAAGUCCAAUAAAUGGCGCAAACGGUAUAAAAGGCAAAUAAAUACAAGAUCAACAAAAGUUUACAAUUUGCAAUAAUAACAACAAUAAUAAAGGUGUAUUCCAGUUGUAUUCGAGUCAAAAGUGUUGAGUCUUUUUGCCUGUAGCAAAUCCACAAAACUCGUUUCAUUGUAUAUCAGUAUUUCUUUAUUUCGGUAAAACCUGGAGAUGUUAGUUGUGUGCUAUAAUCAUAAAUAAUAAUCUUAAAGAAACAACUUAAAGCGUUUCUAAUGUAUGAAUCCAAAAAUUGUUGAUAAUUAAAAAUCACGGCACAAAUAAGUCGUCAGCAUAAAACAGAAAAGUCGAAAAGUCGAAAACUCGCAUCCAAAAUGGGUACAUGGAAUUUAAAAACAUUCCAAAAGAGUACACAUACGCAAAGGUGCAUCAAAGUACAAAACUAAAACUGAACAAAAACUUGAAUAGACACUGAAACUGAAGUGACGUUAAGUAAAAACCCCGAAUUUCCCACCAUUGUCACGCCGAAAUUUACAACAUUCCAAUUGCCUUUAAUGUUGCUGAGAUUAUCGACGCAAUAAGCGAUUCGUUAUUAAAUAUGCCACAAUUUAUGCAUUUUGGCACGUUUUCAAAAAUUGUCACUACUAUUUUAAUAAGUCAAAUAAUAAUACUCACGAUCUUGACCACAAAAACACAGGCGGGAGUCAUUAGGACUAGCGAAAUUGCCAGUGAUAAUAGUAACGAUAAAACAUUAGAAGCAAUAAGCGCUAGGAAAAAUGACCCUGACAUUGUUGGAAAUGGUGCGGCAACCAAUUUGGAGGUGCGGAAUACGAGCACGAGUGAGGGCAUUACAAAACCGGAAACUACAAAGUUAAACAACCUAAGUCACGGGAGCACGGUAGUGGUAAAUGGUUCAGAAAAAAGAAUGCUUUUGAAAGCGGUGAGAGGUGAUGACGAAUCAACUACAAAAGCAGCAAUAUUUAGUCAUAAUAGCAAAAAUGAUACUAUAUCAGGCAAUGUCCAAAACAUCAGUCAUAUGUAUAGUAUCGAUAGUGGUUUGGUAUGGAACGAUAACUUAGAGACAACAAGUGUAACUCCUGUUGAAAUUACAACUGAGAAUGUUUUAGUUGAAAUAGAAGAAUUAGCUGUGAAACAUACACAGGAUAAAAAAGGUGUUACUACUGCAGAAAAUACAACUACCAAUACACCAAUAGACGUAAAGCAUACAGAUCAAAUUGCUAUGCUACAUAGUACAGAAUUGUCUGAUAAUUCACAAGAAGCGACGACAUUUACUACCAAAAAAGUAGAUAAGUCUGCAUUGGAUAGUAUGCAAACUGAGUCACCUCCAGUAAAACCAACAAUACAAGUUGCUUUGUCAAGUAAUGAGACCACUGUUAUACCACAGGCUACACAAAUAAUAACAACAACUGCGUCAACUGUAAGUAAAGUAAAUAUUUCAAACCCUAAUGAAGAAUCGAAUGAGAUACAUAUAAAUAAUAUAAAUACGACUGCAGUAAAGCGUGCUAAAUUUAUUAAUGAUAAUUCUACAAAUGCACAACAAAUGAAUCUACCUGAUGCUGCAGAAGUAUGGAGUUUAGCAGGUAUGAAAACUGUACCUAAAAUGAAUCACAGUUCAGUUGAAAGUCAGCUAACAGCACCGUUGAGUGUGAAAACCGCUUUUAUGGAAAAAGAUCUGCAUAGCGAUUUCAAUAAUGUUAAUGACAGUGAUAGUCAUAGUGAGAAGAAUUUAUUGGAUUGGACACAAAUUAUGUUGAACACUGAUUUAGUCACAAAGAUGAAGACUAAAGGUAAUUUAGUGCUUUUAAAUAAAGAAGACACAACAACAACAACAACUGCACAACCAAUUUCUACACAAGUCAAUGAUAUUACAAACAUUGUAAGUGGUUAUAAUAGUUUAUCUAAUAUUUCUUCACCAACUACUGCUACAACCUUGUAUAAUAGCACUUCACUUACAACAAAUUUGCCAACUGUUUUAUUCGCGACCUCUACGGUAAGUACACCAGAGAGUAUAACAGUCACAACAGCAAUUUUAUCAGCUGAUAUCACUGAUAAGAAAGAGCUUAUCAGUAAAAACAUUCCAACUCCCUCUUCGAGUGUAGAUGAAACGACAUUGGAAACUAUAUCCAAUACACAAACAGAGACUACACUGAAAAGAGUAGACGAUGAAUUGAAAGAGCACAUAAAUAUUGCAAAUACUCUUCAAUGGCAACAACCUACUACAACCACAACAUCUGCAGUCCCUCAACAAAUUACAACGCUUGAACAACAUACAACAGCGGCAACAGUAAUAGUGACGCUCCCAGAUAAUCAUUCCAAGAACACUGAAAGUGACAUAAUAAAAUCUAAAUCGAAUUUACUGGAUUUAACAUCAUCUACACCCGCAACAACACAAACUGAUGGCAGUCAGAAUGAAGUAAACAUUUUUAAAGUUCAGAAAAAAAAUAACAAUAAAGAAGGCGGCGGCGUCGUCAUGACUAACGCUAAUGAGCAUGAUAACACUUACGCUCACAACGUGACUACACUUGAGCAUUCCUUAACUGAGACAACUACGCUUAGUCUGCUUCCAACUGGCAAAGUGGUUGCAAGUGCCAAUGAAACGCGUUUCGGUUUGAAUGAAAAUUUACAAACACUUAAAGAUAAAAAUAACGACGUCGAAGACGGCAUUACCGUAGAGCCAGCAAUUAGUACUACAACGGAAACAAUAUUACCAACAGUUUUGGCAAAAAAUGAAACUAUAUUAACAACGACGGAAAUUAACAAUCAAAUUGGCAAUCAAUUGGAUUUAGACAAAAAAGAAAAUAAGCAAGAAAAUAAGCAAGCUCCUAGCGACAGUGUCACUGAUUUGAUUAGUACAAAAACGAUUUUGGCCGAAACGACCACAGAAAAAACUACGACAAUAUCGUCGCAUGAGAACGAGUUAUUAAUAUUUACAACGAAAACUGCGACUACUGGAACAACACCAGCUACUACCACAUUGGCAAUAACAGUUGCGACGAAAACAACCCCAAUAGCAACGGUAACAACUUUUUCACCUUCACUGCCAACCAUAGCAACAAUUGGGUCAAUUCUUGAGACAGGGGAGGCUUCCACAAAGGUAACACCUGUUAGAAUUAACAAUGUAGAUGUAGUAGAGGAAGAAACGACUACAGCAAAAAUAACCACAACUGGCCAAAUACUCAAUAAUACAAGUACUGAUUCUAAAGACGCUUCUAUAGAGACUAACAACGUAAUCGAUACUUUGGAUAAACCGUUAACGACAACAAAAACAACAGCUACAACAACAGGUGCACAAGACAAAAUAACAGCAGAUGAUAAACUCGUUGAAACACAAUCGAACUCUUUAGCAGAGUCGGAUAACAGUUUUGAUAAAGACAUCAACAAUAAAGAAAAUAAGGAUGAAGAAAAAUUGUUAACGGAUAUAACAACAACUACUAUGAAUAGCGCAUCAAGCACCACAACUACAACUGCGGCACCCACAACAACUACAACUUCGACAACAACAACAACAAUACCAACAACUGAAUCACCUUUAAUAAAUUUAUUAGACCAUACGACAACAAAACCAGUUACUACAACACCUGUUCCUAUAACCACGAAAACGGAGGAUAUUUAUAAAAUUAUUGCUACUACAACUACGACAACAGCGCCAUUAACUACAGCACAAACUACAAAUAUACCUCCAACUAUUUCUACUAUUUCACCUGAUGAUAUACCAAUAACCACCUCCGCAAAUUUACCUAUAACCACCACUUUAAAUAUACCCACCACAGUAGCUUCAACAUCAGUUCCGAUAACUACCGUAGCAACGACUAUCACAUCAUUUAAAAUGUUACCUACUUCGAGCAACGAUGUUGUCGGCAUGCCUCCUGUAAAUACAAUUCCACCAGAUCAUACCCUUGCUGGUGGCAAUAUACAACACUCAUCACCCACUGAUGGCAAUGAAAGUGAUGUUAAUGUCAUUAUUGCUAUCACUGUAAGCAUAGUGGGUGUAAUAGCACUAAUAUUAUUAGUUGCUUUCCUCUAUCUGAUGCGUAAACGUCAAAAACAAAUGUCAUAUGGACAACGAUGCCGUCCAGUUAGCAUGGAUGCUUAUAGUUUAGAUAAUGUUUCAGUUUUGGGUAGUGUACGCCGUAAAGGUGCAGCUAUGCGUGCUUCAAAACGUUCCUUUGGUAAUGCUGCAUUCGAUGAUCCGUCGCUGAAGCAUAAUGCUCUUAAUGCUACAGAGUUGAUUAAAUUUGUGGAUCGUCGUUCAAGUAUCUUUGAAGAGUUUCGUGAUGUGCCGCAAAUAAUUGCACGUCCUGAUGAGGUACCACCAGGAUGUGAAGAUAAAAAUAGAUACGCAAAUGUGAUUCCGCUUCCUGAGACGCGUGUCAUACUCCAGCAACAACACAAUGAUGUGAAAACGGAAUAUAUUAAUGCCAAUUAUGUCAGGGGCCCUAAAGAUGCACCAAAUUACUAUAUAGCAUGUCAAGCACCACUCGAAGCCACCAUUACUGAUUUUUGGCGUAUGAUUUGGGAGCAACAGUCGCGUGUCAUUAUACAGGCUACUGAUCUAAUAGAGAACGGCAGUGAAAAAUGUGCAGAAUAUUUACCACCUUCGGUGACACUUGAUAAUCACACUACGUUCGGAGAUUUCCAAGUAACAUUAAAAAAUCGUGAAGUAAAAGAGAAAUAUGCCAUAUCAACACUAAUACUUAAGAAUACAAUUAAAGACGCAAGCCGAGAACUAACACAUUAUUGGUAUAAAUGGCCAGAGACAGGUGUACCCAACGAAGAAGCACCAAUAAUCGCGAUGCUGUUGGAAGCACGUUCAUCUCUCAAAAGUUAUGCUAUUGAACAAGCAAAUGAACUCAAGGGAAAAUCAUCAACAGCUACACUACGAAGUGAAGCGAAUGGUAUAGUGGGCAACGGUAUCGAUGAACUAAAAGAUGUAAGCAACAUAUCGGGCAGUAGCACUGGUACUAAUAGCAGUAAUGGUGAAAUAAAUGGAAAUAUUACCACCGAUAAAUUUAAAGUGACCACAAAUAAACACCAAGGUCCCCUAACUGUUCACUGCUCUCCAGGUACUGGACGAACGGGCACGAUUAUUUCUUGUGAUGUUGCUAUACGCAGUUUGGAAACACCAAAACGUAUUGUCGAUAUACCCCAAAUUGUAUAUUACAUAAGAAGGGGACGUGCUAGUGCUGUACAAACUAAGGAACAAUACGAAUUUAUAUAUAAAGUUGCUAAUAUGUAUGCAACUAAAAUUACAAAUUUAUCAAAUGAUAAUUAAAAUUGCCUUAUUUUAAAAAUUAUUAUAAUAAAACAACUCGAUUAAGUCAAAAAGGUCCUUAUGAACUAAAUACUAAAAUAUUAUUUAUUAUCAUGCAAAGGCAAUUCUUUUAAAACUCUUAUUCUUAUUUAAACUUUAAACUUAUAAAACAAUCUAUUUUCUGAAAUAUAAUUGUGAGCUUAGAAGUAUUUAUAUAUAUACUGUAUUUUUAUAUAUUGUACUAGUUUCAUUAAUUUGUAUAACUUUCUAAUUCUAGUAUAUAAAAAAUAAUUCCAUAUUCUUUACAAACCAUAUUAGGUAAUUAUAAAAAUUGGAAUAAAAUUAUAGAUUUAUAUUUUAAGAUAAUGUGCAACAGAAACAGGUCAUAGCUGUUCCCAGAUUAACCCAAUAUUAUGCCGUCUCAAUAGCUUAUCUGGUAGCAAGCUGAAGAGCUAAGUGGGAAGUGAUAUGUCCUAUUUCUCUUUAUGCAUUUAAAACAUAUUUGUUUCAGUUUUCUACUUUAUAGAAACUACGUAAAUGUUCCGGUGCAAAAGGAACUAGGCGACAUAUAUUAAAAAUGCUACCAAGAUCCUCUUUAAGCUUAGCACAACACAAAUAAUUCUCAUAUUUCUUAGGUUAACCUGUUCAUAGCUUUAAAAUAUAUUAUAAAUUCUCAAGAUACAUAUAGAAAUA